AUGGCAUUAUUUGAUACGGCGGCGACACAUUCCUUUGUGUCUGAGGCAUGUGUGGAGAGGCUGGCUUUGGUAGUCAGAGAGCUUCAGUGUGAUCUAGUGGUGUCUACACCAGUAGUUAGGACGUCCAUGGUGUGUUCCAGAUGUCCUAUUGAGGUUGAGGAGCAUAGGUUCAGAGUGAACCUUAAUUGUUUACCUUUACAGGUGCUAGAGGACAUCAUGGAAGGCAUUAGCUGUUUCUUGAUAAUGUCUCAAAUGGACGGGGUUCAAGACUUAGACCCUCUUGUUCACAAGGCUGCAGAUCUUUUGGUUGCAAAUGAUUUUCUUGACGUCUUUCCUGAAGAGGUCCCUGACUUACCUCCUCAGCGAGAGGAAAAUGCUGAUUCCAUUUUAAAAUUGUUAUUUGCUUUUCAAUUAGAGAUAUNGGUUGUUCUGCAGAGUUGGAAUUGGAUGCAGAAAUGGAAGUGGUUGGCAGCGGAGUGA
This is a messenger RNA of Vigna radiata var. radiata (mung bean), 480 nucleotides long. RefSeq lists its product as uncharacterized. The record is from RefSeq and is a predicted model, not a curated record. NCBI's taxonomy places the organism in Eukaryota, Viridiplantae, Streptophyta, Magnoliopsida, Fabales, Fabaceae. Bases 1 to 480 code for a protein of 159 amino acids. The transcript has 3 exons.